Aegilops tauschii subsp. strangulata is the source of this 1539-nucleotide messenger RNA. The record is from the annotation of a RefSeq genome assembly. NCBI's taxonomy places the organism in Eukaryota, Viridiplantae, Streptophyta, Magnoliopsida, Poales, Poaceae.
AUGGAAAAAUUCGAAGGGUAUUCAGAAAAACAUAAAUCUCGUCAACAAUACUUUGUCUACCCACUUCUCUUUCAGGAAUAUAUUUAUGCAUUUGCCCACCAUUAUGGAUUAAAUGGUUCUGAACCUGUGGAAAUAGUUGUUAGUUGUAAUAACAAGAAAUUUAGUUCACUACUUGUGAAACGUUUAAUUAUUCGAAUGUAUCAGCAGAAUUUUUUGGAUAACUCGGUUAAUCAUCCUAACCAAGAUCGAUUAUUGGAUUACAAAAAUUAUUUUUAUUCUGAGUUUUAUUCUCAGAUUCUAUCUGAAGGGUUUGCGAUCGUUGUGGAAAUCCCAUUCUCGCUACGGGAAUUAUUUUGUCCGAAAGAAAAAGAAAUACCAAAGUUUCAGAAUUUACGCUCUAUUCAUUCAAUAUUUCCCUUUUUAGAAGACAAAUUUUUGCAUUUGGAUUAUCUAUCACAUAUAGAAAUACCCUAUCCUAUCCAUUUGGAAAUCCUGGUUCAACUCCUUCAAUACCGUAUCCAAGAUGUUCCAUCUUUGCAUUUAUUGCGAUUCUUUCUCAACUAUUAUUCGAAUUGGAAUAGUUUUAUUACUUCAAUGAAAUCCAUUUUUUAUUUUCAAAAAGAAAAUAAAAGACUGUUUCGAUUCCUAUAUAACUCUUAUGUAUCAGAAUAUGAAUUUUUUUUGUUGUUUCUUCGUAAACAAUCUUCUUGCUUACCAUUAGCAUCUUCUGGAACUUUUCUGGAACGAAUCCACUUUUCUAGGAAGAUGGAACAUUUUGGGAUAAUGUACCCUGGUUUUUCUCGGAAAACCCUAUGGUUCUUUAUGGAUCCUCUUAUGCAUUAUGUUCGAUAUCAAGGAAAGGCAAUUCUUGCAUCAAAAGGCACUUUUUUUUUGAAGAAGAAAUGGAAAUGCUACCUUAUCAAUUUCUGGCAAUAUUAUUUCUGUUUUUGGACUCAGCCGCGAAGAAUCCAUAUAAACCAAUUAGCAAACUCUUGCUUCGAUUUUAUGGGGUACCUUUCAAGUGUACCAAAAAGUUCUUUGUUAGUAAGGAAUCAAAUGCUGGAGAAGUCAUUUCUAAUAGAUACUCGAAUGAAAAAAUUCGAUACCAUAGUCCCCGCUACUCUCCUCAUAGGAUACUUAUCAAAAGCUCAAUUUUGUACUGGAUCGGGGCAUCCUAUUAGUAAACCCAUUUGGACAGAUUUAUCAGAUUGGGAUAUUCUUGAUCGAUUUGGUCGGAUAUGUAGAAAUCUUUUUCAUUAUCAUAGUGGAUCUUCGAAAAAACGGACUUUGUAUCGACUAAAGUAUAUACUUCGACUUUCAUGCGCUAGAACUUUAGCUCGGAAACAUAAAAGCACGGUACGAACUUUUAUGCAACGAUUGGGUUCGGCAUUUUUAGAAGAAUUUUUUAUGGAAGAAGAGCAAGUUUUUUCUUUGAUGUUCACCAAAACAACUCUUUUUUCUUUCUGUGGAUCACACACUGAGCGUAUUUGGUAUUUGGAUAUUAUACGUAUCAAUGACCUGGUCAACCCUCUUAAUUAA